UCAAAACAGUCGACAAGAUGAUUACGAUAAGUAAUAUCACAUGAUGGAGAUUUUAGGAUGGAUUCUUUUAUGUUUUAUCAUGUCUGUAGAAACGAAAAAUAUCCCCGUGGUUAUAAAUACUUGGGAAUUUACUGUAGCAACUAAAGCUGCGUGGAAUGCCGUAUAUAACGAAAGUAGAAGCGCUUUAGAUGCGGUGGAAAUUGGAUGCACCGCUUGUGAAGUUGCACAAUGCGAUGGAACUGUUGGAUAUGGAGGAAGUCCCGACGAACGUGGAGAAACCACGCUCGAUGCUAUGAUCAUGGACGGUCCUUCGCACGAUAUCGGAGCCGUCGGAGCUCUGAGGAGAGUUAAAAGCGCAAUAUCUGUGGCUCGUAGGGUGCUAGAGAAUACUCAACAUUCCAUACUCGUGGGUGAUCAAGCUACCGAAUUUGCUAAGCAAAUGGGUUUCAAAGAGGAAGAUCUGUCGACUAAUAAAUCUAGAGACAUGUGGAAGAAGUGGAAACUGUCAAAUUGUCAGCCAAAUUAUUGGAAAAAUGUCGUUCCCGAUCCCAAAAAAUCCUGCGGGCCCUACAGGCCGGCGCGGAUGGACGGACGGUCGGGCGAAACGCCCCGGUACGAGUCGAACUUUAAUUACGGAAAUCACGACACCAUAGGUAUGCUCGUGAUCGAUUCUCAAAACAGAAUGGCCGGAGGGACCUCCACCAACGGUGCAAAGUUCAAAAUUCCCGGAAGGGUGGGGGAUUCGCCCCUGGUGGGUGCCGGACUCUACGUCGAUCAGGAAGUCGGCGGAGCGGCCGCCACGGGAGACGGCGACGUGAUGAUGAGGUUCUUGCCGAGUUAUCGGGCGGUGGAGAACAUGGCGGAAGGAAUGAAUCCCUACGACGCGGCUGCGGAUGCCGUGAAGAGGAUAGGUAAAAAAUAUCCGACGUUUAGCGGAGCGGUAAUUACGGUUAAUAUAAACGGCGAAGUCGGUGCCGCCUGUCACGGGAUGAAAGUGUUUCCUUUUUCGGUGUGCAAUCCGGUUUUGCAAAACGUUACCGUAAAAACCGUUUCUUGCAUAUAAAACGUCGGAAAUAGCCUUUACCCGAGACAUUGCACUAUUUGCUUAUUAUUAUUCAAAUUAAAAAUGUGAUAUUUUUGCAAAACUAAAUGUUGCAGCACCAAAGUAAUUUUAAACACUUUUAAUCCAAUGUAAAAUUUUAAUAUUUUGAGCAGUGGAAAUUUGCAAUUAAAUUACCACUGCAUUAAUUACCUCGACAAUCUUUUUAUAAAUGAAAAAUUUUAAAUUAAAGAUGUAUAAAUUAUGCCAUUUAUCAAAUCAAAGCAUAUUUUAAAAAUUA
Molecule: messenger RNA, 1340 nt
Organism: Centruroides sculpturatus (bark scorpion)
Lineage: Eukaryota; Metazoa; Arthropoda; Arachnida; Scorpiones; Buthidae
Product: N(4)-(Beta-N-acetylglucosaminyl)-L-asparaginase-like
Exons: 1
Coding region: 41-1063 (340 amino acids)
Biological process (GO): protein deglycosylation
Molecular function (GO): N4-(beta-N-acetylglucosaminyl)-L-asparaginase activity
Source: RefSeq, a predicted model, not a curated record